CGGGUGGAUACCACGCAGGUCGGAGCAGCCCCUGGAACCAUGACCGCAUCCUGGAUCCCGCGUGUCUGCCUCGGUGUGCGUCUGCUGCUGCUGCUGCUGCUGUCGCCGGAGCCCGCGGGCGGCGAGGGAGCCGCUCCCGUUGCAAUCACGUGCUUCACGCGAGGCCUGGACAUCAGGAAAGAGAAAGCAGAUGUCCUCUGCCCAGGGGGCUGCUCUCUUGAGGAGUUUUCUGUGUUUGGGAACAUAGUGUACGCUUCGGUAUCCAGCAUAUGUGGGGCUGCUGUCCACAGGGGAGUGAUCAGCAUCUCAGGAGGACCUGUGCGAGUCUAUAGUCUACCUGGUCGAGAGAACUAUUCCUCCGUCAAUGCCAAUGGCGUUCAGUCCCAAAUGCUUUCCAGGUGGUCGGCGUCCUUCACGGUGACUAAAGGCAAGAGCAGUACACAAGAAGCCACAGGACGGUCAGUGUCCACAGCACAUCCACCAACAGGCAAACGACUAAAGAAAACACCGGAGAAGAAAACUGGCAACAAAGACUGUAAAGCAGACAUUGCAUUUUUGAUCGACGGAAGCUUUAAUAUUGGGCAGCGUCGUUUUAAUUUACAGAAGAAUUUCGUUGGUAAAGUAGCUCUCAUGUUGGGAAUUGGAACAGAAGGACCACAUGUAGGCCUCGUUCAAGCCAGUGAACAUCCCAAAAUAGAAUUUUACUUGAAAAACUUUACAUCAGCCAAAGAUGUUUUGUUUGCCAUAAAAGAAGUAGGUUUCCGAGGGGGUAAUUCCAACACAGGAAAAGCCUUGAAGCACACUGCUCAGAAAUUCUUUACAGCAGACACUGGAGCGAGAAAAGGGCUCCCAAAAGUGGUGGUGGUGUUUAUCGAUGGCUGGCCUUCUGAUGACAUCGAGGAAGCAGGCAUUGUGGCUAGAGAGUUUGGUGUCAAUGUAUUUAUAGUUUCUGUGGCCAAGCCCAUCCCCGAAGAACUAGGGAUGGUUCAGGAUGUCGCAUUUGUUGACAAGGCCGUGUGUCGGAAUAAUGGCUUCUUCUCCUACCACAUGCCCAAUUGGUUUGGUACCACUAAGUAUGUGAAGCCUUUGGUACAGAAGCUCUGUACGCACGAGCAGAUGAUGUGCAGUAAGACCUGCUAUAACUCAGUGAACAUCGCCUUCCUCAUCGACGGCUCCAGCAGUGUCGGAGACAGUAAUUUCCGCCUCAUGCUUCAGUUUGUUUCAAACAUAGCCAAGACCUUCGAAAUCUCAGACAUCGGUGCAAAGAUAGCUGCUGUGCAGUUCACUUAUGAUCAGCGCACAGAAUUUAGUUUCACUGACUACAGCACUAAGGAGAAUGUGCUGGCUGUCAUAGGAAACAUCCGCUAUAUGAGUGGUGGAACCGCUACUGGUGACGCCAUUUCCUUUACUGUUAGAAACGUGUUUGGUCCUAUAAGGGACAGCCCUAACAAGAACUUCCUGGUAAUUGUCACGGAUGGGCAGUCCUAUGAUGAUGUCCGAGGCCCUGCUGCGGCAGCACAUGAUGCAGGUAUCACCAUUUUCUCUGUUGGUGUGGCUUGGGCACCUCUGGAUGACCUGAAAGACAUGGCCUCUAAACCAAAGGAGUCACAUGCUUUCUUCACAAGAGAGUUCACAGGAUUGGAACCCAUUGUCUCUGAUGUCAUUAGAGGCAUAUGUAGAGAUUUCUUAGAAUCUCAGCAGUAAGGGUGAUAUUCUGACAGCCAAAUCAGUGUAAGAGGAUCUAAUGUACAAACUGUAUUCUCACAAUACCAAAAUAAUGACAUAGCAUACCAGGAUCAAAUAUUCACAUUAACUAGUCAACAGCUGUUUUAAGCAAGUAAGCAUUCAUUUAAAGCUACCACCUUAAGUUGUUCAAAACAGUUGGCUGAAGCUUCAUAAUCAUGGACCCUAGAAACUCAGGAAAGAAGUAUUAUGGAUUAAAACUGUAAAAAUUCAAGUAUGCCUAUUAAAUGUAGAUAUGCAACAUCUAAUAGCUCAAUAAAAGAAUCUGAUACAUAGCCCAAAAACA
Molecule: messenger RNA, 2029 nt
Organism: Jaculus jaculus (lesser Egyptian jerboa)
Lineage: Eukaryota; Metazoa; Chordata; Mammalia; Rodentia; Dipodidae
Gene: Coch
Product: cochlin
Exons: 12
Coding region: 40-1704 (554 amino acids)
Source: RefSeq, a predicted model, not a curated record